AUGUGGUGUCUGGAGCAGCUCUUAAGGAACCGAGACGGGUUUCUCCCAGGGCGAGCCCGCCGCACCAAAGCUCAUUCGUCUGCUGCGUGCAUGAACGUGCUCACUCCUGACCGCAUUCCAGAGUUCUGCAUCCCACCAAGGCUGGAGCCUAGCACCUCCUGGGCUGCGCUAAGCGAUGCCUGGGCUGCAGACUCGGAGACACUCCGCCUCCGCCUGCUGCGCGCAGAGGGCUUGGCCGCCGCACUCGAACCCCGCGCCCUGGGCUGUCGCCUCAGCCUGGUGCUGCAGCAAUCGGGCCAGCAGCGUGCCAGUGUUCUCCGCCGCAGCCGCAAGGCCGCCCUGGACCAGGACUGCUGCUUCGACGGACUCUCGGAGGAGCAGCUGCGCCGCCUGUCAGUGCGCAUCAAGGCGGAGAGCAAGGGCCGCGGGCUGGAGCGUGGACGGCCGCUGGGCCAGGGCGAGCUGCUACUGGGCUCGCUGCUGCUCCUCUGA
Molecule: messenger RNA, 492 nt
Organism: Cricetulus griseus (Chinese hamster)
Lineage: Eukaryota; Metazoa; Chordata; Mammalia; Rodentia; Cricetidae
Source: RefSeq, a predicted model, not a curated record